Messenger RNA from Cottoperca gobio, 1446 nucleotides. Its product is annotated as ferritin, middle subunit. Gene Ontology annotation, biological process: iron ion transport; intracellular iron ion homeostasis. Gene Ontology annotation, cellular component: cytoplasm. Gene Ontology annotation, molecular function: ferric iron binding; ferrous iron binding. Lineage: Eukaryota; Metazoa; Chordata; Actinopteri; Perciformes; Bovichtidae. The transcript has 5 exons. The record is from RefSeq and is a predicted model, not a curated record. The coding region runs from base 476 to 1000 and encodes 174 amino acids.
GUACCGAACAGACUUUGCAAACUUAACUUUAGCCGCAGUCAGGUUUAGCUAGCUAUCAUAGCUGUCUCUUAGGUUAAUGUUUAUGCUAGUUAAUGCUAACAGCUUGCAACUUCAGCUAGCUGUUAGCGCUAAUUGUGAGCCAUUUCUUGUUUAUUAAAUUAGGAUCCUUUGAGGUAAACGUCUGUACUUGAUCUAACGGUGUCAAACAGAGUUGAUCUUCAUUUCACUCCAACAGCUAACAACAUGUGCUAACGUUAGCUUAACCUUCUCAACACCUGACCAGAGACACAGCCCGUCUGAACUCAAUUCAGGUCAUAACACAUGACGACAGUCUGGUUGAUGUUUUACUGAGUCCGUUAAACACCGGUUGCAUAAAAGCUGGUCAGCAAAGACGUGCAACACUUUGAUUAGCUCACUUCACAGGGCGAGUGAAAAGCAUUUGGUAGCGAAGUUAGUUGGCUGAGAAAGGAAAGAAAUGCAGUCUGUGGUGAAACAAAACCUCCAUUCGGAGACCGAAGGAGACGUCAACAAACUCCUCAACCUGAAGCUCACUGCAUCCUACACCUACCUUUCUCUGGGGAUGUAUUUUGACAGGGAUGACGUUGCCCUGCCAAACUUCUCCACUUUUUUCCUGGAGCGCUCGGUGAAAGAGAGGGCACAGGCUGAGAAGCUCCUGGAAUAUCAGAACAUGAGAGGCGGUCGAAUUUUGCUUCAGACUAUUGCUAAACCAAGUAGAGAUGAUUGGAGCUGUGGUCUGGAUGCAAUUACCUUUUCCUUGGACUACCAGAAGUCCUUAAACACAUGUAUCCUUGAGGUGCACCGCAGAGCUGGCAACCAUACUGACCCUCAUCUGUGUGACUUCCUCGAGCAGCACUUCUUCACAGACAGCCAUGACACCAUCAAGAAGCUGGGCGAUUACAUUGGCAGUCUGACCCGCAUCACGGCGUCCGAGACACAUGGUCCUAUGGGAGAAUACCUCUUUGAUAAACACACUCUGUAAAGGUCACAAUGGUACAGUGAAAUAAGCUCCACAUAUUAAAAGAUGCAUAGAGUCAAGAGGGCAAAAAUCCCUAACUCUGUGCAUUCUUCUCCGUUAAGAAAACUACCGGUAUACAAUAUUUUUACAGAUUACCACAAACUUCAUUCUUGCACAAGGAGUUCAAAGCAAAAUAACAAAAAAUACCUCGUUUUUUCUUAAAAACCACACUUGAAAAAUAAUGUUCUCAUUAUUAUGGUGCUUAAAAACUACACUUUCCAGCUGUUACAAUGAGUGAUUUGUUCAUUUCGAUUCAUUUGUAUGAGGCGUCAUGUAUUCCAGUGUGUCAGAGGUUUUUACGUUCACAAAUAUUUUGUAAAAUGCAUACCAUUUUUAAUUAAUUUAAUAAUUUUAAAGAGUUUGGAAUAUCAUUGAACCAUUGAAUAAAGCCAGAUUAUGAUGACAUAUAA